This is a messenger RNA of Pyricularia grisea, 1725 nucleotides long. RefSeq lists its product as uncharacterized. The transcript has 6 exons. The coding region runs from base 1 to 1725 and encodes 574 amino acids. Gene Ontology annotation, biological process: transmembrane transport. Gene Ontology annotation, molecular function: transmembrane transporter activity. The record is from RefSeq and is a predicted model, not a curated record. NCBI's taxonomy places the organism in Eukaryota, Fungi, Ascomycota, Sordariomycetes, Magnaporthales, Pyriculariaceae.
AUGUCCAGUCAAUACGGUAAAGAGGAGUCGAGGGAAGCAGAGAACAAGGAGCUCAUCCCUCAAACUUCGGGCGGAAAUAUGCAGGAUGAGCCCGUGGUGGGAGAGGAAGAGAAGUCCACGCCUCAAGGAAUAGCGGAAAGCUCAGAGGGGGAAACUCCCGACGAGAUUCAGUAUUGCAACAUCCUGCAAACCAAUCUUUUGGCCAUUGGACUCUGCUUAGGAUUGUUCGUCGUGGCCUUGGAUAAUACUGUGAUUGCAAUCGCCAUUCCGAAGAUAACCACGGAAUUCCACUCACUAGACAAUACCGGCUGGUAUGGUUCAGCCUACAUGCUUACUAACUGCGCUUUGCAGCCCAUGUUUGGCAAGUUCUACACUCAUUUCGAUGUCAAGUGGACAUACCUGUCCUCCUUGUGUGUCUUUGAGCUUGGGUCGAUCUUGUGUGCUGGAGCGACAAACCCGGCCAUGCUGAGCGUCGGGCGCGCCGUGGCCGGUGCCGGCGCUGCGGCUCUUUUCAACGGAGCCAUGACUAUCAUCAGCUAUAGAAUCCCUCUGAGAAAGCGUUCCAUUUAUAUCGGACUCCUGACCAGCAUGUACGGCAUCGCUUCUGUUGUGGGCCCGAUCCUUGGUGGUGCCUUUACGGAAUAUAUCACCUGGCGAUGGUGCUUCUGGAUCAAUCUCCCCAUUGGGGCAGUUACCGCAAUCAGCAUUGUAUUCAUCUUUUCAAGUCCUGCCAACAAAGCAUCCAAGUUGACUUUCCGGGAAAGGAUCGGCAAACUUGACAUGGUCGGCAUCAUCCUGCUCAUUAGCUGCAUUGUAUGCCUGCUCUUGGCAUUACAGUGGGGAGGGACCACCUACUCUUGGAGCGACUCUAGGGUAUGGGGUUGCUUCCUCGGCUUUGGAAUAGUGGGUUUUGCAUUCGUCUGGCUUCAGCUCCGGCUAGGUGACGAUGCCACCGUUCCGCCUCGAAUCCUCAAACAGCGGACAAUCUGGUCUAUACUCUGCUUUGAGUUGCUGGUGGGCGUCGGCAUGUAUUUGUUGGUAUAUUAUCUACCCUUCUACUUUCAAGCAGUCCGGCUUCUCCCCGCCCAAGCUUCUGGGAUCCGAAUGAUUCCGCUUCUCGUCUCCGUCACCAUCGCCUCCAUCGUGAGCGGCGGCUUGACCACCGCCACUGGCCACUAUGUUCCCUUGCUCCACAUCAGCUCCGUCAUGUUCACCGUCGGGGCCGGCCUCUGCUCUACCCUGAAGGUGGAUUCAUACGCUGGCGAAUGGGUCGGGUACCAGUUGCUGGCGGGUAUCGGAGUCGGAUUGUCCCUGCAGGUUGGCUACGUGGCGGCCCAAGUGGUUUUGCCACCGGAAGAUCAGGCCACGGGAGUCGCACUCGUCUCGUUCUGCGCCUCGUUGGGAGGCGCCCUGGCCGUUUCAUUGGGGAAUAAUGUCCUUUUGAACGCCUUGACGGAUGAGUUGCGGAGUCGGAUUGCCGAUUCCGAUGUCAUAGACGUAAUCAUAAGCGCUGGCGCGUCCAACGUCGCGUCCGAAACCCCGCCAUCGCUGCUUCCCGACGUUGUCCUCAGUUACAACAGGGCCAUCACGAGGGUCUUCAUCGUUGCGAUUCCCGUGGGAGCUGCGUCCUUCGUCUUUUGUCUCUUCACCGAGUGGAGGAAGAUUGAUACCAAGAAGAAUUUGAGUGACGAAGGAACUUCGGAGGAUUCGAAGGCGGGAGUGUGA